UGUUUGUUGGUUCAAAUACGAGUCGAUCUUGGACGCGCAAUUCGGCAGGAACGAAUUACCGCGUGUUUAUACAGCGUUCUAACGAACACACAACGAGGACAAGAAUGUCGAUCAAGGAGUGGAUCGGUGAACGUUAGAUGCGAAGACAUUUUGGACGAAUCUGGACAGGCGACACUCGAGGGAAAGGCUGUGAAAUAUCCUGGCGCCAAAUCGCGAGGGGUUCGAUUUUGUCAUGACGUGUGUAUACAUGGUACAACGCGUGUACGUUGCGUACCUUUGUUAGGUCGUGAAAUGCACACGCCGCGUGUGUAUCGCAGACGAUUUUGGCUCAAUGCUCAACAAUAUAUUCACAAAGUGGCUGCUACUCAUGAAUUCGUCUCCGACCGACCAAUUGGACGACUCGCGAUCUAUAGUAAAUAUCCGGCUACUAUUAUUAAGUUUGUCCUUAACGAUCGUUACGGGUAUCGUCUCGCUACCAUUAGCUGUCGUCGUACGAAUGGCACCGGACCCGUUUACGGAGUCCGCGAACCUAUCAGUUAGUGAUCUUGUGUCCGUGUGUUUACGUCAUUCCUUUUAAGUGGCUCCAGGAUCGGAAGUCUCUCGGGAUUAUAUAGCUUUUUCGACGACAUCCUGGGGGAAUCGUGUCGUAACGAUCCUGUGUAGGUAAGCUCCCGAUAACGUGUACGAAUCGUGUCACGAUAUAUUAGAAGUAAAACGCUGAACACGAUAACAUCGAUUCGUGAUCGAAUAUCGAGUUUUAUCGUGACCAUCACGAUUAGUAAUUGAAAUAUUAUAUGUCUUCGAUUAUCUGACAAUCACAUUGAGAAGGUUAUAUUUUUAGAGCCGUUUGGCAAGAUACGCAUAGGUGCAUCUUCGCGUUUCUAACCGAUCUUCCGGAUGAAUCAUUUCGAUAUACCUGCGUUUCGGAAAAUCGUGUGGUAUUACACGGAACAACACUUUCUUGAAUGAUGCUAAUAAGAACGCUUUGGGCACCACUGCCAAAAUGUGCUAGGCCAAAUCAUAAUUCUUGCAAUUAUUCAAUUGAUGACCUUUUGAAAAGUUCAAAGAGGAAUAAAAUUAAUAUUGGUUUGAAACGCGAAGUCUGAAUCAAGCUAAAUAAUACAUGUAAAGUUAUCGUGAUGGGAUUCCUUGAAUUGAUAAAUGUUUAUCAUUCCCAGGAGAUCAAAAUUCGUUCAGGUUGUUGUUCAUAGUUACGAGACCUGUAUCAAUAAAUAAUUUAGUACCGUCCAACAGGUACACUUAGCCAGCGUUCGCGCUCAUUACCGCGUCAUUGUUUUACUCGCAUAACGCAUUAUACAUACGUGAUUAACUUAUAUGUAUAUCAUAUAAUUUGUCAUAUCGAACGCCAACGCCCAGCUAGAUAAGGGAUCGAUCUACCUAUACGAAUUUAAGAGUGGAGCGUUUUAAGAUAAUUAGUUUCGAACAUUAUUUGCUUGCGUUACCAAAUGUGGUAAUCUUGUAACGCCCGAAUAUAUUGAUACAGACAGAUGGGCGAUCUUUUGCAAUAGCAUUAUCGGGAAAUAUCGAAGGAAUAAUUUAUAUUUUUACGGAUGAUUUCAAGUUGAAUUUCAAUUGAAAAAGUAUUGAAUGUGCUGGAAACUUAAAGUUUGUUAUGCAACUUCAUUGAUGGCAAUAUAGUAAGAGAUGUACUGAAUGAUUAAGGAAACUUUAAGCAAUUUAAUAUAUUGCCAAUUUCAAAAGUUUACUGUCUUUAUAUCGCAAGCGGCUAUAUAACAAGAGUGUAUUGAAUAAUUUCAAAAUUAAGAAACUUUGAUCAAUCUGAUAUAUUGCCAAAUCCAUGAAGUUUACUGUCUCUAUAAUCUUAUUGAUGGCAAUAUAACAAGAGUCUACUUUAUGAUUUCAUAAUUAAUAAAACUUAUUAG
Molecule: messenger RNA, 1904 nt
Organism: Megachile rotundata (alfalfa leafcutting bee)
Lineage: Eukaryota; Metazoa; Arthropoda; Insecta; Hymenoptera; Megachilidae
Gene: plx
Product: PTB_TBC1D1_like and TBC domain-containing protein plx
Source: RefSeq, a predicted model, not a curated record